UUCUCAUAACAAGAAUAACAACGCCACAGUUCUUUUAAUUUGGCCUGUCCGUUCUCCAACAUUCUGCCUUUUACUAUAAAAAGGUCCCAACUCUGAAUUUAGAAUGCAAACACUACACGUUCCUCGAGUUGCACGUCCGACAUUUAUUUCCAUUUCCAUGAAACGGAACGGCGUCGCUCCGCUCGAGUGCCGAAACCACAGAGAUCGAACACACCUGCAAUGCUCUUUGCUCGUGGCCCCAGACGAACAUUCAUCACUUUUUCGUCGUCUCCCUCUCUCCCUUAUUCUUCCUUUCCUGGCUCUGCGGGAAAAAAUUUUACUGUUCUUUUCUCCAUUCAGAGAAAAAGCAGAAAAGGACGCCCAUGUACCAUCCGGCGGAAAAUACGAGCAGCACCUCUCUCUCUCUUUCUCUCUCUCUCCGCACAAAUCCGCACUCCACGACUACCACGACCGGCGUAUCCGCCGUCUUCUGUCCGUCACAAUGUCAAUCUUCCCUCCCCACCACCGUCGCUUCUUCUUCUUCUUCUUCCUUCUCUACGUCAACUACGUCACGAGCACCCCACUUCCAGGCACUAGGAGUAGGAGAUCUCUUCAUCAACCGUUCUUCCCCGCCAACUCCAGCAACCCUUCACCUCCUCCCGCGACACCCAUCACCUCUAGCCCCAGCAGUAGCAGUAGCGGCGGCGGAGGCGGCAGCCAGUUCUUUCCUGUGAACCCCACUCCGACUGCCACCACCAAUCGCCCACCUGCCGCCAUUCCCUCCGUAACCAUUCCCGCAAACCUCUCUGGCCUUGCCUGGCCAACCUUAGCAAGAGACGGCCCCAGUGACGCUAAGAAAGUCAUCGUUGCCGUUGUCAUCAGCCUCAUUGCUCUCGCCGCUCUGCUUACCGUUAUCUUCUUCUUCCGUCGUCGGAACUCGGGUGAAUUCUCCUGGAAAGCCACCAGAUCGACCAGCAUCCGCCUCUUCUCGGCGGGCGGUCCCGGCUCUGUCGCCAGUAAAGAUGGGGUAGCCAGUGGCUCGGACGUCCUGUACUUGGGGACCUUGGUGGAUUCCCACAGGCCACAGGGAGAAGAUUCCCCGGUCCUUAGCACUCACAACCGGAAACUGAGCUCCCCAGCAAGCUUCCACCAGCGCAGCCCUGACCUCCACCCUUUGCCGCCUCUGUCGCGCCCAUGCUGGCCAUCAGAGGAUGGUGGGGAGUCGACGGACGACGGCGACAACGAGUCCUUCUAUUCACCGAGGGCCUCUUCAAGCGGAAACCACCAUGAGAGCUCAGAUGCUGGAGCAGACUCCCAGCGCGUCUUCCUCAUGCAUUCUACGACGAGGCACGAGUUUGGUGGGUCGAUUGCGACAACGCCUUCCUACCCCUCUUCCCAGUCAACGUCUCCGGUGGCCUCGAAGGCUCCCUCACUGGAGCUGGACACGGAGUCCUCGGCCUCUGAUGGUCCCACGCAUGACAGUUUCCGGUUACCGCCACCAUCAUCGCCUAUGACGCUCGGGCAGAGAAACAUAUUGCCGUCUCCACCGUCUUCUCCUUCAGAAAAAUCAACAGCGUCUGAUAAAUCAACUGUAUCUGGAAACCAGUCGCUUUCGGGUCAACCAGCCCCUCCAAAGCAGACCAUAUUUCCAAUGAAGCUUCCGCCUCCCCCGCCACCACCACCACCCAAGGGGAGUCUCUGUCAAUUUUCCGUCCCUCCUCUGCCUCCAAGUCGACCAAUUUUCCGGCCUCCACCUUUGAUAACCCCAAAAAGGAAUUCACAGUACAUGAAAUCCGAAAGCUCUCUAGAAGCUAAGUCACAAGGCAAACUCAUUUCUCCGAAGAACAACGAGCCACCGGCCGAAAAUUCGCUGGACAAUCCACGUCCUAAAUUGAAGCCACUGCACUGGGACAAGGUUUGGGCGAGCUCAGACCGCGUAAUGGUGUGGGACCAAUUGAAAUCUAGCUCCUUCCAAUUAAAUGAAGAAAUGAUCGAAACCCUGUUCGUGUGCAAUCCCACGAAUGCAGCACCAAAGGAGCCGCAUCGAUGGGCUGUUCUUACAUCACCGGUUCAAGAGAACAGGGUGCUGGACCCGAAGAAAUCCCAAAAUCUUGCCAUCCUGCUGAGAGCCCUCAACGUCACAAAGGAGGAAGUCUGCAAUGCGCUCAGUGAAGGUAAUACUGAUGGAUUGGGUGCUGAGCUAUUAGAAACUUUAUUGAAAAUGGCUCCAACAAAAGAGGAAGAGCUGAAGCUGAAAGGUCAAACGGAAGAUGGCAACUCUAAGCUUGGAACUGCUGAGCGCUUCCUUAAGGCUGUGCUUGACAUACCAUAUGCAUUCAAACGAGCGGAUGCCAUGCUUUACAUGGCCAACUUUGAAUCAGAGGUUUCGUAUCUCAGAAAAUCGUUUCGAACUCUUGAGGCUGCAUGUGAGGAGCUGAAAUGCAGCCGCCUCUUUCUCAAGCUCCUGGAGGCGGUACUAAAGACCGGAAACCGGAUGAACGUCGGCACCAACAGGGGCGACGCGCAGGCCUUCAAGCUCGACACCCUCUUGAAGCUUGUAGAUGUGAAGGGCACCGAUGGCAAGACCACCCUUCUGCACUUCGUCGUCCAAGAGAUCAUCCGCUCGGAGGAAGCACACCUUGCCAAUCUACGAUCUCCAUCGGCGGAGCUGUCCCCUGCCGGAAUCCCCCGUAAGCAUGGCCUUCAGGUAGUUGCAGCUCUCUCCGGUGAGCUCAGCAAUGUCAAGAAGGCUGCCUCCAUGGACUCCGACGUCCUCGGCUCCUCCGUCCGCAAGCUGGCAGCUGGCCUUGAAAAGGUCUCUGAUGCCCUCCGCCUUUCCGGCGACGAUGAGGCCAAUGCACAGUUCGCGUCAUCCAUGUCCUCGUUCAAGAGCAAGGCCGAGGAGGAGAUCGCUCAGAUUAGAGCAGAGGAAAAUGCGGCGCUCACGCUUGUCAAGGAGAUCACCGAGUAUUUCCAUGGCAAUGCGGCUCGCGAGGAGGCCCAUCCCUUCCGCAUCUUCGUCAUAGUCAGUGACUUCCUCGACGUGCUUGACCGUGUAUGCAAGCAGGUUGGAAAAAUGCAGCAGCAAACAGCGGCAGCGAGUGCGGGCCGUCAAUUACCGAUUCCUGCAAACCCCAUACCAGCACCGACUGCUCGGGUCUUCCGGAGGCGAUGGACGGACAGUGACGAAGACAGUGGCAGCUCAUCUUCGUGAUCAAAUUAUCUCCGGCGUUUCUUUCUUUGAUCCUCAUCAUCAACGCGCAUAAGCAGCAAGCUUCCCAAUAUCGACAUUUGCGCAUGGGUGAAAAAUUGAGAUGCGGUUCUCUGCUUCUCCUUUUCCUUGUAUGUAUAUUUACAUGGGGAUUUAUUUUAUUAUGUACAAAGAGGGUUUCACUUAACGUAGAAAAGACGGACGUGUUUUGUCCC
Messenger RNA from Nymphaea colorata (pocket water lily), 3405 nucleotides. RefSeq names its product formin-like protein 1. Gene Ontology annotation, molecular function: actin filament binding. NCBI's taxonomy places the organism in Eukaryota, Viridiplantae, Streptophyta, Magnoliopsida, Nymphaeales, Nymphaeaceae. The transcript has 4 exons. Bases 104 to 3193 code for a protein of 1029 amino acids. The record is from RefSeq and is a predicted model, not a curated record. Gene Ontology annotation, biological process: actin nucleation; actin cytoskeleton organization.